GCUUGCCUGGAGCUGGAUUACUACAGCAAUGCCACACCUGCACCAUUCGCAGAUCUGGCAGGCGAUGCGUUUCUUCGGCUGCAGCACAGUGGUGACUUCUCUGCUGGUGGAGCAAGGCAGAAUUGCUCAAUGCUGCGGCUCUCUUGCCGUUGAUGUGUGAGGCUUUCUGGGCAGGGUGAAGGCAUCUCCUGGUGUCGGCUUUCUGCUGCUCUGGGGAUUUCCCAGGUUUCCGCAAGAAUUUCCUUUUAAGUCCCCUGGCUUUGCUUGUCCCCGUCCUCCUUCUGGGUGACUUCCAGGCUCCAGACAUGGGGCUCCCUAAAGCUUGUGCCUCUGCCGUGCUUUUGGUGCUGUCUGCUCUGGAGGCCUGUGCCCUGGACAGCUACAUUGCUGCUGUCUAUGAGCACAGUGUGGUGCUGUCAGAGGACACUGAAGUGCCAGUUUCUCCUGAGGAGGCCUUGAUGCUGAUGGACAAAAACCUGGCAAUUUUGGAAGUGGCCAUAAAAGAAGCAGCCAGACAGGGUGCCCAUAUCAUUGUAACACCUGAGGAUGGAAUUUAUGGCUGGGUCUUCACAAGAGAAACAAUCUACCCUUAUCUGGAGGAUAUCCCAGACCCACAGGUGGACUGGAUUCCCUGUGCUGAUCCUGGAAGGUUUGCUCCCUCACCUAUGCUGGAAAGACUGAGCUGUCUGGCAAGGAAUAACUCCAUUUAUGUGGUUGCGAAUAUGGGAGACAAGAAGCCUUGUAAUUCCAGUGAUCCAAGAUGCCCAAAUGAUGGUCACUAUCAGUACAAUACUAAUGUUGUCUUUGACUCAGAAGGGAAACUGGUGGCUCGCUAUCACAAGUACAACCUUUUUGUGACAGAGAAACAGUUUAAUUACCCUAAGGAUCCAGAAUUUGUGACUUUCAAUACAUCCUUUGGCUACUUUGGCAUUUUCACUUGUGCAGACAUACUCUACCACGACCCAGCUGUGGUCUUGGCAAGCAGAUUUCAGGUCGACACCAUUCUGUUCCCGACUGCUUGGGUUAACACUCUUCCACUGUUGUCAGCGGUCCAGUUUCACUCGGCCUGGGCGAUGGGAAUGGGCGUCAAUUUUCUUUCAGCAAAUUUGCACAACUCCACUUUAGAUAUAACAGGGAGUGGUAUUUAUGCCCCAGAUGGUCCAAGAGCGUAUUAUUACAAUACAGAAAUGGAAAAUGGUCACCUUUUGGUGACAGAACUGACUUCACGCCCACGUCUCUCUCCUGACUAUCCUGCUGUUGUUAACUGGAGGCUGUAUGCCAGCAGGAUCGAACAGCUUCCAUCAACCAACCACUAUUUCAGUGGGGUUGUUUACCAUGAUCUCUUCUCCUUCACGGAACUCACUGAACCUGAGGGAAAUUGUGCCGUUUGCCAUCAGGACCUCUGUUGCCAUCUGAGUUACAAGAUGGUAGAGAAGCAGAAAGAUGACAUUUAUGUUCUGGGUGCCUUUGAUGGGCUACAUGUUGUUGAAGGAGAGUAUUAUUUGCAGAUAUGCACUCUGCUCAAGUGCAAGAGCACAGACCCGGAAACAUGCGGGCAGCCGGUGGAGACAGCUCAGACCAGGUUUGAGAUGUUCUCCCUCAGCGGCACGUUUGGCACCAACUACGUCUUUCCAGAAGUCUUGUACAGCGGGGUGCAGCUGGCCCCCGGGGAGUUCAAGGUGCUAACUGAUGGACGUCUGAUAAGUCGGACUAGUACAUCAAAGCCAGUUUUGAGUGUAACACUCUUUGGGAGGUGGUAUGAAAAGGACCCUCCACACACAGAGCAAGCUUCACCAUGAUUUCACUGCAGAUCCUUUAAGAUCUCAUCUGCUUGUUUCUGUAACACUAAUUAAUCAUUAUAAAUCAUAAUGUCAAUUGAUGUUAAUUAAUGUUAAUACACAUAAUUAUAAUGACAUUCUGUUUAUCAAGUUGCCUUAUCUAACAGCAGAGUCAUUGCUCAUUGAUUUGUUGACUUGAUUUUGCAGCAAAAAUAAAUUACUGCUGGGCA
Molecule: messenger RNA, 2008 nt
Organism: Strigops habroptila (Kakapo)
Lineage: Eukaryota; Metazoa; Chordata; Aves; Psittaciformes; Psittacidae
Product: pantetheinase-like
Exons: 7
Coding region: 306-1799 (497 amino acids)
Molecular function (GO): hydrolase activity, acting on carbon-nitrogen (but not peptide) bonds, in linear amides
Source: RefSeq, a predicted model, not a curated record